Nematostella vectensis (starlet sea anemone) is the source of this 1200-nucleotide messenger RNA. RefSeq names its product sperm-associated antigen 8. Gene Ontology annotation, biological process: positive regulation of transcription by RNA polymerase II. Lineage: Eukaryota; Metazoa; Cnidaria; Anthozoa; Actiniaria; Edwardsiidae. The record is from RefSeq and is a predicted model, not a curated record. Gene Ontology annotation, molecular function: microtubule binding. The transcript is spliced from 5 exons. Gene Ontology annotation, cellular component: nucleus; cytoplasm. Bases 113 to 685 code for a protein of 190 amino acids.
GGACUAGGUUCCAAUACAACUUUUCAGAACCAUUCAUCAGAAUCAGUUCGCUGUAUUUUUUUCGGAAUUUGUUGUUUGCUCCGGCGGGUUAUUUAAGAAAUUAUAAAAGAAAAUGUCGGACACAGUUAGUAUUAUAAGGCAUAGCAAUAACGGAGGAAAAACAUUACUGGAUAAUUGGGUAGAAGAGAGGCAAUCUGCACCGUUUGAGGACCCAUCCGUCAGUAUUCCACAACUCCACAAAUUUGGUCAUCGGGGUGUCUUGACAACAGAUUUUGAGGCUGAGCCAGAAAAGCUGACCACAGUUCGACACUCUUACAGAUCCCCAGAGCCCCUUGGCAUUCGGACAAUCGGAGUCCGAGAACAGAUGAUGAGAGAAGAGCUCAUGAAACAAGUGAGCGAGGAAGUUCAGCAAGAAUUCAACCCACCCCCUCCUGAAGUGGAAUAUAAAUCUGUAACUCACAAGGACUUCAAUAAAGAAUUUACUCCGAUUGUGAAGGAACCCACCAUGCCACACGACUUGUGCAAAGAACAACCUGCGACAUUUUGGUCGGAGCGGUCAACUGAAGUUCAUGGUAUUUCACAAGUGAAAACAAAAGACACCCCAUUUCGCAAGAAUGCAGCAUUCAGCACACCUAUAGACGAGUACAGGGACGCCCCAAAGCCAGGAGAGGAAUGGAAAUUCUGAGUCAAAAAAGGAGUUACUUUAAAUUUAUUUUAAAUUACCAUGUACAAAGGAUAACAUAGCAUUUUGUUCGAAGGAUCUACAUUUAUAUUAAACAAAUUUCAUGUGACUGCUGUUUCCUGUCUAAUGUAUGUAGCUUUGUAUGUUUUUCUUUUUGACAUUGCUAUCAUCUUUUGUGAUCUUUCAUUUAUAAAAAUACAUAGUAAAUGGCCACUUGUUUUCACUCCCCACAUACUAUAAAGCUGUAAAAAGCAACCCUCAGUGAGGAGUUUAAAGUAAGAGUGGCAGGGUUGUCCCUAUGUGAGCUCUGCCAGUUGAGUGGGAGAAUAAGAAGUUUUCUUAAUUAUUUGCAUGUCUACUAGCCAUCUUGUGAAUUACAGUAAAUCAGUCUAAAUGGCAGCUGAAUAGCUGAUGACCAUUGUACAGCUGUUUGUAAUUAGACAGAUAUAAAUGUGCAAAUGAGGUCCUUACAGCUUACAAGAAGUUGCAUUGAACAAAUAAAAUACAGAUAAUAUAGA